Sporothrix brasiliensis 5110 is the source of this 1155-nucleotide messenger RNA. Its product is annotated as maleylacetate reductase. Gene Ontology annotation, cellular component: mitochondrion. Gene Ontology annotation, molecular function: metal ion binding; alcohol dehydrogenase (NAD+) activity; maleylacetate reductase activity. The coding region runs from base 1 to 1155 and encodes 384 amino acids. Lineage: Eukaryota; Fungi; Ascomycota; Sordariomycetes; Ophiostomatales; Ophiostomataceae. The record is from RefSeq and is a predicted model, not a curated record. The transcript has a single exon.
AUGUCCUUCCAACACUUCAACGUCCCGCGUGUCGUCUUUGGCCGCGGCACUCUGGCCAAGCUGCCCGAAGAGGCCGCCCUGCUCGGCGGCAAGGGGGCCAGGGCCUUUUUGCUGUCGACGCCCCAGCAGGCCGACCAGCUCGACCGAAUCAAGGCGCUGCUGGCGGGGCGCGACGUGGGCGUGGCCGGUGUGUUUACGGAGGCGGCCAUGCACACGCCGGCGGGCAUCACCGAGAAAGCGCUGGCGGCGCUGGCGGCGGCCGUCGCGGGAGACGACAACAACAACAACAACAACAACAACGUCGUCCUCGUCUCCAUGGGCGGCGGCAGCACCAUUGGCCUCGGCAAGGCCAUGGCCAUCCGCACCGGCCGCGCCCACCUCUGCAUCCCCACCUCCUACGCCGGCAGCGAAAUGACCCCCAUCCUCGGCGAGACCGCCGACGGCCGCAAAUCCACCCGCAGCGACCCCCGCAUCCUGCCCCGCACCGUCCUCUACGACGUCGACCUCACCGGCACGCUGCCCCGCACCAUGCGCGCCACCAGCGGCAUCAACGCGCUGGCGCACGCCGUCGAGGCCCUGUACACGCAGAACGCGAGCCCCGUUGUCGCGGCCAUGGCCGCCGAGGCGAUCCGCUCGCUGGCCGUCGCCCUCCCGCAGCUGGCCGAGGACGGUGCCGAGGACGACGAUGCCACCCCCGGAGAAAAGACGGCCGCCCGCCAAAAGGCCGAAGAGGACGCCCUCUACGGCGCCUGGCUGUGCGGCAUGUGCCUCGGCAACGUCAGCAUGUCCAUCCACCACAAGCUGUGCCACGUCCUCGGCGGCUCCUUCAACCUGCCCCACGGCGAGACCCACACCGCCGUGCUGCCGCACAGCCUGUCGUAUGUGGCGCCCCGCAUCGGCGGCGUCAUGGCCACGCUGGCCGGCCUGCUGCCCGAGAGCCACGGCGACGCCGUGGCCGGCCUCAACGCGCUGCUGGCCAAGCUGCCCGUCAAGCUGGCCCUGCGCGACUACGGCUUCCGCGAGGAGGACAUUGACAAGGCCGCCGACAUUGCCCUGGCCCAGCCGUACUGGAGCCCACGGCCGCUGGAGCGGGAGGCCAUCCGGGAGGUCAUACGCCGCAUCUGGGCAGGCGAGCCGGCCCGGGCAGAUCUGUAG